AUGACUGAGCGAGGCGCAUUUGCAAGUGCGCAAGCUGCGUACGAGAAACCACGCUUAAGUUACGCAGUUCGUGUUUCAUUGGUGGUCGAUUUGAAGUCCCUGCGUCCCGCACUUGUUGUCCCAAGCUGGAGAAACAGCCGUUUCGCGGAAGGAAAUAGGAUCAAACAUCACACCCCUCUGGUCACCCUGGCUUUUAAUUGCUUCGAUGGAUACUGCCUUCCACAGCAGGAAUGUGAGUUUGUUGAUACGGUCCAGGAGGAGCUGGAUGCCUUCCUACAGAGGGACGGGCAGAAGAGCGUCCUGCUCUUCCCGCCACUGCCGAGUCGACUGCGCUACCUGAUCCACAGGACUGUGGAGAGCUGCCAGUCCCUGGGCACCUUCUCGGUGGGUGAAGGCUGGAGCCGCAGGGUGGUGGUAUGCCCCGCCCACCUCAGGUUGCCCUCAGAGGAGGAGGGGGACCUAGAAGAAGGCCAGCAUGAGGACUUCCAGGGGCGGACCCAGGAGACAGAGGCCCGGAAACACCGCCCCCACCUGGAGCCCCGGCAGACUCGGAGCCGGGCAGCCCGUCGCCCUGACAAGGCCAUCUAUGUCCCACGAGCCAUGAGGGACAAGGCCGGCCCGGGCUCCGACCCCACCCAGGCCCAGCUCACGCCGGACAACUCGGGCUGCAGCCCGAAGAAGAGCACCUCGGGGACCGGUCCUGAAAUCGGCACAGACCUUGAGGGUCAGUCAUUCUUGCCUGCCAGCCAGGACACAGGCUCCAAAGCCACCAACAAGUCUGCCAGCGAGCAAGAGGUCUCUGAGCUCCCCUCCGACUCCAGCGGCCACGCCUCACUGGCGGCGUGGGAUCAGACCCUGUCCAACUUCAUGGCUAUGUCUCUGAAGCACCAGGCACUGGAUGAGUCUGGCUCACCAGCAGUGGAGCUACCAGCAGGGGGCGCAGCAGACUUGGAGGAUUUUACUCAAGAGAUCAUUGCGAACCUGAGGGAAGCAGACCCCCUGAUCGAGAGCGCCCGCAAUGACUACUCCUGCUACCAGAACAUGUUGUUAAGCUCGGACGAAUUCGCCCAUGUCAUUGAAAUCUACGACUUUCCCAAACACUUCAAGACGGAGGACCUGCUGAAUGCCUUCGCAGCCUUCAGCGAGGGAGGCUUGAGGAUCACGUGGGUGGAUGACACCUGUGCCCUGGGAGUGUUUUCCAGCGAGUCAGCAGCUCAGCAGGCUCUGUCUAUACAGCACCCAUUGCUGAAGGCACGAAGGCUGACUGAAGGCAGCAGGAAAGCCAAGGGGAAGGCCUUCAGGCGUGCAGAGUUCAUCCAGCCAGUGAAGGAGAGACCUCGCACUGAUACGGCAGUGGCGCGCAGGCUGGUGACCAGGGCACUGGGCCUGCAGAGGGGUGGCGUCCGGGGGAAGCGGUCUUGACGUCGUGCCCGUCACAGGACCCUGGAUGGCAAAUGGACUGAUAUCCACUAUACAGAACAGCACAUGGGAUUGGGAAACGUGUCUUAGAACAUGCUGUUCCAGCCAGUAACUGUUGCCUUGUUGCUGGCAGUUUUGUGGUCGAGCAGAUGUUUGUGCGUGACACCAGAAGUGAGUCAGUGCUGGAGAAGACCUGCAUGUUUGGCUUGGAUGGUCAUGCAGCCCAUGCACAGGCAAGCGAUGUUUAUGUUUAGCAGAGAGUCAGCUGUUGGACUGCGCAGUCUACGUUAUGAAAGAGCUGAGGUUUAUACCAUCACAUAAACCACUGGCCUGUUGCCUGUAUGCAAUAAUGAGCUUAACUGUACAUCCGUUUAUUGGGCCACAAUCGUCAUUUUGAAAUGAAUGACAUCUGUCACUCCCUGUUAUGAUGAUGGCAAACUUCUUCAGAGAACUUUCUUUAGAGGAAUUCUGGGGGGCCGUGAAAGGAACUGGAAUCUGCUUUCAGUGGUUUAACCGACACUGCUUUGAAAAAUCACCAUCUUCCAGCAUCUUUAUACAAAGCAAAUCUAUUAUACGGAGUCCCGGGAGAUUGAAAGUGCACAGAUUGACUAGAAACUGAAACUAAAGCUCGGAACUAAGGGAAAAGACUUUGGUGUUUUUACCCACUUAAAUGAGCCUGUAAUUUAGUUGUUUUACCAAGCAGUUCAGUUCAUGUGGUGUUUGCUUUUAAAAAUUUGUUUUUUUUUUUUUUUUUACAUCAGUAAGGCCUUAAAUUCAAUCAACCCCUUUGUAAAAGGUGUAUUAUUUGUAAAGACAUAAAUUAAAGCCUACUUUGUUUAUGAAUCCCUCUGCUUAUAUAUUCAAUAUACACAGUGUUUGUAUCAAUAAAUUGUGACAGGAGUG
Molecule: messenger RNA, 2322 nt
Organism: Brienomyrus brachyistius
Lineage: Eukaryota; Metazoa; Chordata; Actinopteri; Osteoglossiformes; Mormyridae
Gene: r3hcc1
Product: R3H domain and coiled-coil containing 1
Exons: 10
Coding region: 1-1422 (473 amino acids)
Molecular function (GO): nucleic acid binding
Source: RefSeq, a predicted model, not a curated record